This is a messenger RNA of Spodoptera littoralis (African cotton leafworm), 1008 nucleotides long. The record is from the annotation of a GenBank genome assembly. Lineage: Eukaryota; Metazoa; Arthropoda; Insecta; Lepidoptera; Noctuidae.
AUGGUGAAAGCGCGCAAGUACGUUGUCGUCAACGAGUUCAAGGGUUGGCCUAAGCGUGAAGAUUUCCAAAUUGAGGAGUACGAGCUGCCGCCCCUCAAGGAUGGAGAGAUUCUAGUCAAAACUCAGUGGUUGAGUGUAGAUCCAUACAUGCGGAUCUACAGUUCACCGCAAAAGUACGACCAGUUCGGAUAUAAUGUCGGCGUAGUGGUAGAAACGAAGGCUGCGGACUACCCAGUUGGCACGAAGGUAGUGUCACACAAAGGCUGGUGUGACUACGUUAUCCUAGAUACUAACAAGUUCUAUGACGACUUUCAUCCUUCCGGAAAAAUUUACAAACUACCAGUCAUGGAAGGACUGCCGGACUCUCUGGCAGUUGGUGCUGUAGGCAUGCCAGGUGCUACUGCGUACUUCGGGUUUCUGGAACACUGCAGACCUAAACCUGGUGACACAGUUGUCGUGACGGGGGCCGCUGGAGCUGUAGGCUCUUUGGUCGGACAGAUCGCGAAGAUCAAGGGCUGCAAAGUGAUCGGGUUCGCUGGCUCCGACGAGAAAGUCAAGUGGCUGGAGAGCAUCGGCUUUGACAAGGCGAUCAACUACAAGACUGCUGACAACGCGGCUGCACUGAAAGAAGCUGCUCCGGAGGGAGUGGACUGCUACUACGACAACGUCGGCGGGGAGCUGAGCAGCACCAUCUUGUAUCAGAUGAAUCAAUAUGGAAGAGUCGUAGUUAUUGGCUCCAUUAGCUCAUACAACGAGGACCCUAAAAACUUGCCCAAAGUAACACUGUUACAACCUGCGAUAUUAUUCCAUCGACUAUCGAUCAGAGGUUACGUUGUAUGGGAGUCACUUGAUAAAUUCCCUGAAGCAUUUGAUCAAAUCACCAAGUGGAUACAGAGUGGGAAGAUAGUGGCCAAAGAACAUGUCACGGAAGGUUUUGAGAAUCUUUAUGACGCUUUAAUAGGAGUGCUGAAAGGUGACAAUAUUGGAAAGGCUGUUGUCAAAAUAUAG